UGUGUGUGUGUGUGUGUGUGUGUGUGUGUGUGUGUGUGUGUAUGUGUCUCUGUUUGUCACUUCCUGGGAGAGAAUAGAACAGGAAGUCGGAGUGAGAACCAACAACAAGCGCUCGCCUCACCUCCACAAGGGAGCCUUUCUCCCCUCACAGCAAAAAGGAGUGUGUGUGUGUGUGUGCGUGCGCAAUACUUGUACAGCUAUCUUUGUGAGGACCAACUUGAGUUUAAAAACCCUGAGAGUGAGGACAUUUUUUUGUCAUAAUUCAAUAUAAUUCUCUGGUUCAUCAUUGCAUGUAACAAUGCAACCUUGAGUCUCUGAUAACAGUGUUUAGAAUAUUUGUCCUCAUAUUUGCUCGUAUUUUAUACACAAAAACACGUUGCCUUACACUGAAAUGCCUUUAACUACAUGUGUGUGUGUGGGGGGGAGGGGUCUUUACUUACAUAUCACUGUUAUUUUUCACAGCUUAUUAUCAUAAAACUGACAAAAUAACAGGAACAUUUGUGAAUGUCACAUGUGAUGUUGAGACUUGACUCUAUGUGUUGGCUUGCAAGGACGAUUACAGCUGACCCUGACCUUUGACCUCCCUAAACUAAGGGCGGACGAGACGAGAGCCCCCCCCCUCCCAUCCCCCUCCACAUACAGCCACAUCACCAUAGUAACCAUUUAUCAUAGGGUUGCACGGGAGCUUCUAGAUGUAAUGUCGCCCUCUUGUGCCAGUGAGCAGAAUCACAGGAUUGAGGCAGUGUUCAACCACAUGUGACAGCAUGGCAAAAUAUUGUGUGGUGGAUUUAAGUGGAUGUCGGUGUGGGGGGUCGUAUCUGUUUGGUUAGGUCAGCUGUGAGACGCUGUCCAGCCUCUUCCUCGUCCACUGAACCCCCAAAUACAGAUUGUCCAACCAUUGCAGCUGACCCCACCCUCUCACUCAUCAGCCGUUAUGGGUCAUCUCACACCCUUCAAACACCUGUAAGAGCCGCUGGGACAAAGCGGCAUUUACCGUAGCCUUGUUGUCAUGACGAUGGCCGGUUACAUAAGUGCCGGGCGCCGGUUUCCACAGAUGGAUGGCGCACGUAGGUCUUUGUGCUGUGACACGAGACACCACACUCACACACACACACCCUGCCACUGUUUGUACAUUCCUCCAGCUGGAUGUGGUCCUCUGCUCGUAUGUCACGGAGGACACGGAGCUGUGUGACAAGCCACGUGAGCCAGCGUUGACGUCUGAGAUCCGAUUAUUUUCUUCAAGCCAGUGGGGAGGAAUCGCCAGCUGGGUGGCACAAUGCAAAUAGACUCAACAAGUUCCUUAUCAUACCGGAUAAAUCUGACAUUUUUUAACGAUUUUGUCACUUAAAAAAGUGAUCUCACUGAUUUUCUUAAACUGGACAGACACUGCGAUUGUAUUAAUCUACUACAUUGCAUGAACUCGCACAACAGUCGCAGUUUUAAUCUGCCUUUCUGCCAGAGCCAGCGGCUUUUAUGCUCACAUCGUGCAGACCAACGUAAGCAUGAAACCCCUCGUUAUUAAUUGACAUUUCCCAUAAAGAUUAUUUGGACACAAUAUUGACAAAGGUGAGAAACAAAAUAUGAAGCUGCAUCCUCUGACAGCAGCCAUGAGGUAAAUCAGACAGAGGGGUCCAUUGUUUCUAUCUCGCAAAGGCUUCGUUGCUGAUUGGCGCCGGCCAAGAAAAUUAUGAUUGGUUAUGCCAAAGUAUCCCCCCCCAAUCUAUAGACUCCUUUACAUUGCAUUCGCCAUCUUUGGUGGUUAACUGGCAUUCUGUUGCCAAACUACGUGCAUACACAUACAUUGGUCGUCAUUGUUAACAGACUGUAAAAGGGUCUACAUUAGAAUGAUAAUGUACGGAAUCAGGCCUUUCCUUAGCGGUAAGGUCUGGCUAUGUGAGGCAAGCAUACCAUCAUCUAACUACUUUCCUUUGUUGGGUUACAGAUGUUGUUUUUCUGUUGUGUUUGAAAUAUGCUCUGUUCACAACUAGCACAUCCACUGCGUAGUACUGUAUUCCCCCACAAUGUGGAAGCCUCUCUUGUGGAGUUAAAACGGAAAAUAUGACGUUUAAAAAUACAGCCAGGGUUAUCUUUUUGUAUAUUAUUAUAGAAUAUUGUAUUUCCUUAUCAUCAAUGGCAGCGAGGAUAAGGCUGAGUGCCCAAACGUGGUUUAGAACAAAGUCAGCACACAUCAUUCUGCACUCACAUCAUUAUAUAAAUACAUGUGUUUGUGAUGUCUAAAAUGAGACCGCGCUUCAGUAUGUCGCUGACAACACCAGCUCUGAGCUGUCGUACGUUGUCAGCCUUGUUUGCUGUGAUGUAUGUUCCGUUUGAAUUCCUCCGUGCUGCUGGAGGCGAAUUUUCACGUGCCAGCUGUCCAUGCCGCCGUGCUGCCAUAGCAACCACAUUCAUGUUUGAGACAAAUUUACUCUGAAUAAGAAGCGCUGUCACAUUUUUCCUCCUCUGACUUGACGGCUCAUGUGCUGACAGAGGACGUACUGCAGGGAGGAUGUCGGUCUUAAGUAAAGGGUGACGACCAAUGAUGUGUGGGUUUUUGAAGCAUAGCUUUUCUUAGUGUCCCUGUUGUGGUUGAAUUUUUUUAUAUUAUCGUGUUGUACUUUAGACAAAGAAUAGGCCUUAAUAUGCACAGUAUCUGGCUGUCAUUAAUAUUAUUAUGUAGCAUUAGUAAUACCUAGAAAGAUGCACUCGGUAGAGGGCAGAUCUCUGAAUACAACCCUCAAUUGGCUAAACCCUCGUCUAGACACCAAUAGGCUUCAAGGCAUCGUAAAAGGCACUUCAUUGAAAUUCAAAAACAAGCGUCGAUGGAUGCAGGCAAUCGGAUAGAAGUCGUUGUAUAAGACACGUCAUACAAACAAAAUUAAACUCACCAAGCUCUCUUCGCGCUUUGCAGUGGCUGAGUUGUGGCGAGGUACAGCAGUGUGUGUGCUGGUAGUUCCGUUAGCUGUUAGCGAUUAGCCAAACAUACCGUCCAAAACACUAAAAGUGAGCAGCAGAGCGGCGGCCGAGAGGUACGCAGCAGAGUGUGUGUACUGCUAGUUCAGUUAGCUGUCUUUUUCAAUUUGCAACCACACCACUAAAUAGACUACACACUGUCUCUUUAAAUGCAUCUUCAUUUAAGAUAUUCUUAGUCGAGGCUUUCAACUGGAUCUCACUGUCUUCAUCGGCAAAUGACACGCGAGCGAAAGCUCCGGUCAAACCAGUAAGUGGACAUUGAUUAAUGAUAUUUUUUGUCAAUUACCUUACUUUAAGGUAAUUUACAAAGUAUUUAUUUGUUUGUCGACUUACUUAUUCACUAUUUACUUAUUUAUUUUUCCAUCAACUCUCCUUUCCUGAUUAAUCCCUUCCUUUACUUGUAUCCAAUAUAACAUUCUUGAAAUGAAACUGUUAAUGCUCUUGAACCCUUUGGAUUACUGUCAUGAUCCGUGAUGGAUUAAUUCGUCCAUAUAUUUAUUCAAAGUGGCGCAAAAAUGGUAAAAACAAAACAAAAAAAACAACUGUUUUUUAAUCCCUACUUUUCUUUUAAUGCUUUGUUUUGUUCUGCAUUCACUCCUGUCAGAAAAUAAGCGACUGUCAUCACUGUGAUAUUGGGACGAUGGUUUACACAGAUAGAAUAAUGAAGCUAUCUUCUGUCAAACAAUUAUACUUUGUACAGUUGAGUGAGGAUUCAACUGCAUGCCAUCGCCAAUAAGGUAACAGACCCGUAUUAGCCCCUUAUUCUCCUUAAGGAGCUAAUACAAUAUAUUAAAAAUACAUAGAUGGAACUAGUGACUAACUCAUCUCACCGCUGCAGCUGUGGCACCACAAAAACGUCUUCCCCCAGAAGCUGGUUUCACAUGGUGGUUUAGAUGUGUGUUCCCAUUGUCUAGCACCAUUUGAAAUCAGUGUUCUUGAGGACAGGAGGACAGCUCCGGCAGUGAGUGAGCCUCAGGAGGACAAGCGCAGGACUGUCCUUCCUCCUCCUCCUCCUCUUUCUCCUCUAAAAGAUAACUGAUUUCUUCUGGUGCAUAGAGCCCGCUGCAACCGUCUAGCACCAUUUGAAAUCGGUUAUGAAACUGUGGAUCAAUGCAUCUGUGAGUCUUCAGCAAAGCGCAGGACGAGCAGGAGAAAGUAACUACGGCCUUUUUGUUCCUGGACUCAAGCUGGAAGUGAUCCAUCAGGAGUUUGAAGGCCACUCACGGAUGUUGUUUCUAACUUCUACCAAUCAUGGAUAACAACGUGAUCUCAGCUCUAAUAAAUAUUACUUGUGUCUUCUAUUAAUAUAAUAAAUGAUGGGAGUUCAUGACCUGUGUCAUUUACACUGCCAGCAACAAGUCAAUGUUACUGCAGUUCCCGCGGACCACCACUAGAGGCUGAUCGAAGUCACAGAAUACGCCUUUAUGGUUAUUGAGCUGGUCCAUGUAAAAGAAAAGACCUUUUUAAAAUUUACAAUAAAGCACAUUUCCCCUGACAAUGCUUUGAUGUGUUUUUAUUUCCUGUAACUCAUGAAAUUUUUUACAUUAAAGCAGAUGACGGAGUCACAGUAGAGAUAGCAGAAAGAGGAGAAAAUGAACCUGACCACAAGGCUUUACAUGAGAAUAAAUGUCCCAGGGAAGAGACUGCAGGUCAGGGGGAGGAGUUAUCUGUUCAUGGUUCUUUGUAUGUUGUUGAUCUAUGAAUCGCUAUGGUGAUUAUCUAAAGGGGACGUUGUUUACUGUGACUACGACCACAAUAAUACAGUAUUAAGCAGUGCAGAAGUGCCCAAAGUCAGAGGAGAUUAGAUACUGAAGGGUGUAUUGCUGUGUUGGCAGAAACGUUGGGACCAGCCACAAGCUUAAUUCAGAGUCAGCAAGCUCAAUGAAUUUAGUGAACAAAUAAUUCGUUUUUACUUUUUAAUGUUUGAAUAUUUCUACAAGUGAAGUUCUACAGUAUGAAAAUAACAGGGAGUCUGUUUUGUAUUCUCUUUCCAAAUGGGCUCUUUCCAUCUGAUACACGUAAAUGGGUGCACAAAGCUCGCUGAAGACCAAAACCUAUAAAAUAAUGGGAAUCACGAGAAACUGUCUGAGAAGCCAAAGAGGCCAAAGACCGUCUCCGUUUGUAUUUCUCAAACUAUCAAUAAUUGUAGUUCAUCUUGAGAAGCUGAGACUUUAAGCCACUUGAUUCCACUUUCUGUAGAAUCAAAUAAGGUUGAAAGGGACAGUUUACACCCCAAAAUCCAUAUUUUCCCUCAUACCUGUAUUGCUAUUUUACAAUCUAGAUAGUUUUGGUGUGAGUUGCCUAGCCAGUGUCUCUUUCCAGAUAUUUAAGACCUGGUUACUGAAGAUAAUCCACAGACCUUGUUCUGAGUUUCAUGUUGAAACUAUGCUGAACGUUUCUAUCUGUGUUCACAGUUUGAACUGUCAGAGCCAGCACUGUCACAACCUUGACUGUUCUUUGAACCUUGUAGCCAUUUCAAAAUUCCACUCAUUCUGCUUUAAUCAACGACUGAGGACUCCAGAUCUGACUACCAAUCAUAGGUCACGCCAUGUCAGACGUGACAUGAAGUCCAACCAAAUUUUAUCUAAAAAUAUUGAAAUGAUUAACAAAUAAUUUUUACAUCAUUGCAAUGUGAUGUGAAAAUAUUAUAGAAUACAACAAUUGUAGUAUGUGUAAAGUCAAGGAAUUGCGCCACAUAGAGUGCAGUUUCUAGGUCUUUUUAGUAUUACCAGUGGUACAUCCACAAGUUUGGGGAUAACUGUUCUAGUAGGACAACCACUCUCUGUCUGACCAGCUGUAAAAUGGUAUCUGGAGACUCGAACCCGCUACAGCUUCACAUGUUCAAUGCCAAGCCAAAGUCAAAAGUCCACUGUGUUACUUUGGCUCAUGGCCUGAUAAGUAACAUGUUUUCUUUUGUUUUAUUUUAUAUGGAUAUAUAUAUAGGAAUAGAAAUAAUUGAAUCACAAAAACCCAUAGGCACUGGUGAUUAAGUAUAUAUCCUGUGACUUGCUGAUUGAAUGCUGAAGGAAAAAUGCAUUAAUACUGUGACUCUUUUGCAUUAUUAUAUUGCAUUAUAAUCACUCCAAAAUGACACGGUUGUGUUGCGUUAUCUGCCCUGAAGUUGAACUACUCUGGCCCCGCCCAUUUAAGGGUAAUAUCCUGUCAACGAGCUCAUCUGUUCUCCUCUCAUUGGUCGAUUUGUGGAUUUCCGCCAUAUUCAAAAAACAGUGACGAGCCUCUGCUAUUGUGGUAGAGUCGUAGAAUAGAUGUAUUGUUAUUAUUCUGUCUAACUAGUUGCCCCUGGUCUGUGACAUUUCAAAUGGGUGAAACCGGUGAAGCCCGAGCUCACGUUUCGACUUCAGAAAAACCAAAAAGACAGCCGAGCUCCGGGAGCCUGAAGAGGAAGGUUUCAGCUGACGAGGAAGAGUCUCUCCUCCAGAACCACAGCAGAAGUCUGAGACGGUCACUGCAAAGAGGAAGUUCCUUCACCUUCCUCACCCCAGGACCACAAUGGGACUUCGGUCUGAAGCGGAAAUGCAGGGAGAAGGAUGACGGCGACGCAGUCAGCCUCUGCAGCUUCGACUUUAAGGAACCCAGCACAAAGCGUGUCCGUCCUCUCGGCAGGGUGACGUCGCUAGCCAACCUCAUCUCUCCGGUGAAGAAUGGGGCCGUCCGGCGCUUCGGCCAAACCAUCCAGGCCUCCUUCCGGGGCGAUGGCAAGUCACCGGGCGCGCCCCAGAAGCCUUGCAGCAAGGCAGCAGCCCCCACGCCGCCCAAAAGAAGGAACAGCAUGCUGUGGUCGGAGACAUUAGACGUCCACCAGAAGGGAACUUUCUCCACCAAAGAGAUCAAGCGGCAGGAGGCCAUAUUUGAGCUGUCUCGCGGAGAGCAGGACCUGAUUGAGGACCUCCAGCUCGCACGCAAGGCGUACCAUGACCCGAUGUUGAAGCUCUCCAUUAUGUCAGAGGAGGAGCUCACUCACAUCUUCGGCAACCUGGAUACCUACAUCCCUCUGCACGAGGACCUCCUGGCGCAGCUUGCCAAAGCCACGGGGCCAGAUGGGACCGUAGGCCAGAUCGGACAGAUUGUAGUAAACUGGCUGCCUCGGCUUAACGCCUACAAGGACUACUGCAGCAACCAGCUGGCAGCCAAGGCACUGCUGGACCAGAAGAAGCAGGACCGGCGGGUGCAGGACUUCCUGCAGCGCUGCCUUGAGUCGCCCUUCAGCAGGAAGCUGGACCUGUGGAGCUUCCUGGACAUCCCGCGCUCCCGCCUAGUCAAGUACCCACUGCUGCUCAAAGAGAUACUGAGACACACUCCACCAGAGCACCCGGACGCCGCCAGUCUGGAGGAAGCGAUCACCAUCAUGCAGGGUGUGCUGUCUGACAUCAACAUGAAGAAGGGAGAGUCUGAGUGCCGGUACUACAUCGACAAGCUGGAGUAUCUGGACGACAGGCAGAGAGACCCUCUCAUUGAGCAGUGCAAGAGCCUGCUGUGUCACGGAGAGCUCCGAAACAAGAGCGGCACGAAGCUGCAUGUGUUCUUGUUCACCGAGCUGCUGGUCCUGACUCGCCCCGUCACCAGGAACGAGCGCCAGUGUUUCCAGGUCUACCGGCAGCCGAUCCCAGUGCAUGACCUUGUGUUGGAGGACCUGCAGGACGGAGAUGUCAGAAUGGGCGGCUCCUUCAGGGGCGCUUUCAGCAACGCAGACAAAGCCAAGAACAUUUUCCGCGUGCGCUCCCAAGACCCGAGCCAGGCGCAGUCCCACACGCUGCAGGUCAACGACAUCUUCCACAAGCAGCAGUGGCUCAACUGCCUCCGCAGCGCCAUUUCCGUCCACCGGCCCCUCAGCGAGCCCUCCACGCCCUCCCCGUCGGCGAAUGACGCCCGCUCCAAGCGCCGGCCGUCCUCCGUCUCCGCCAUCGUCCACAUGGAGGAAGCGGACGAGAACUGCCUGCAGCCGGCCUCUCAGUCCGCCCCCAGCUUGCCGUGCAACAGCACGACUACCAGCCCCACCACGACGUCCCCUUCCUCCCGCUCCUCCUCCUCAUCUAUAUCGACGACGACGUCAUCUUCAUCGUCGUCGCCGCUGUCCUCGUCCACAUCGCACAAAACCAAAAAGGAGAAGAAGUCCCUGUGUUCUUUAGGGAAGAGAAAAGAGACUAUGGUGUGAACUGAGGUGGAAGGAGAAAAUGGACUCCUGUUUGGACACUUUGAUUUAUUUUUGUACAUAGAUGUUGGGACUUGUAUUUAUGUGUGUAUUAUUACAGUGAUCUGUGUUACUGUCCUCUUCGGCAGCUAUUUACCUUACCCCUCCAUCCAAGUGCACCGCACAGAGACACAGUAUUCUGGAGAGACGUGCACGGCUUCCACCAGCUCUAAAAAGGGAAGCGUAAUGAGAAGCAAACACACAUUUCACACAUGGAUCUGUGUGUUGCGAGUGUGUGGAUUUCUUGAAGAUAGAGGUGGUGCAUUCAAUCCUUUACUAUUGUUUACUAUUAAUUUGAUAUUUAAGCAUUAUUUUAGACCUUUUUUGAUGGACUAAUGAAAGUUUUACAUUUUUAUAUUGUAAGAUUUAUUGUAUUUUUUUAGGUAUCAUAAAGCAGCACUGUUUUAGCUUUUAGGUGAAGUUGUUUGAAAUUUUGAGCAUUUUUAGCAGGCAAGAAAGGAGGAGAAUCCCUCUAAAGGAUGAGAUGUACUACACAAAGCUACAAAUUUCUCUGUAAAAGUCUGAUUUUUGAUUAAUCAGAAAACACGUCUUAUUUUUAUACAUUCCUUUAAUGACAGAUGUUAGGACCUGGACACUUUUUUUUUUUAAUUCACUGCAGGCAUUAAUUUAAAUCCAGUGACAAAUGAGACUUCAGUCUCUCUCUUUUUGAAAAUGAAACAUUACUAUGAGGUGUAGUGGUAGCAAAUCAUCUGAACAGAGAAGAGAGCAGGAGUUUUGUUUUGAAACAAAAUUUUGAACUGAGCCAUGUUGGUUUUUAAAAAGCUGACUUUUCAAAAUGAAACGGAUUACUUUUCAGUGUAGCAUCUUGCAUGGAGCUUUAGUUGUGGACACUGCGUGCACCAGUAGAGGCAGCAGGACAUAUUUACCUGUCCUGGGGGACAAGACAAUGAAACAUAUAAAAGACUGGUUGAUGGAAAUAAUAAAAGUCAGUGGAAGGCUGGAAGGAAAAGAGAAAAGCUGGAAAAAGAUGUUUUGGAACUGAAAUAGAUCGUCAUCGCAAUGUGUUUCACUCCAUUAACUUCCUGUAUAAGUUGAUGUGAUAUCUUGCGUAUAGAUGAUAGGUGGUAUAAAUCAAGUGAGUGUAAUGGACAGGAAAAAGUACGUAGGGGAAGGAAGAUGAAAAAGAAGGUUUUUGUACGUGUGAACAAGAUGAGAAAAAGAGAAGAAAAGAAAAGAGCAACUUGAUUGCUACGAACUAUAUGUAAUUAAAGAACAAUAAAGAUCUGUGUAAGAUUUGCAACUGAA
Messenger RNA from Anarrhichthys ocellatus (wolf-eel), 9445 nucleotides. It is a transcript of the gene net1, whose product is annotated as neuroepithelial cell transforming 1. Gene Ontology annotation, biological process: intracellular signal transduction; positive regulation of Rho protein signal transduction. Gene Ontology annotation, molecular function: guanyl-nucleotide exchange factor activity. The record is from RefSeq and is a predicted model, not a curated record. Bases 6290 to 8143 code for a protein of 617 amino acids. NCBI's taxonomy places the organism in Eukaryota, Metazoa, Chordata, Actinopteri, Perciformes, Anarhichadidae. The transcript is spliced from 11 exons.